CCUUGGGGAAGCCGAGGGCAGCUUCCCAGGUUUCCGAUUUUCUCAUUUGCGUGGCUUCCAGUUGUCAAACGACUUGCAGCGAGCGUCAGGAAACGCACGGGAACUUCGCACAGCGCCACCUCCAGCUCCGCCGCGGGAGCCCAAAUACGGCAACGCCUCCGCCCGCCCGCGCUCCGCCCGUCGCCGAGAUGCUUGCCCGCGCCUUGCUGCUCUGCGCCGCCCUGGCGCUCUGCCGUGCAGCAAAUCCUUGCUGUUCCAACCCAUGCCAAAACCAAGGUAUAUGCCUGAGCAUAGGAUUUGACCAGUAUAAGUGUGACUGUACCCGAACAGGAUUCUAUGGUGAAAACUGUUCAACACCUGAAUUUCUGACAAGAAUAAAGUUAUUCCUGAAACCCACUCCAAAUACAGUGCACUACAUACUUACCCACUUCAAGGGAGUCUGGAACAUUGUCAAUAACAUUCCCUUCCUGCAAAAUAUAAUUAUGAAAUAUGUGUUGACAUCCAGGUCACAUUUGAUCGAGAGCCCACCAACUUACAAUGUGGACUAUGGCUAUAAAAGCUGGGAAGCCUUUUCCAAUCUCUCCUAUUAUACCAGAGCUCUUCCCCCUGUGGCUGAUGACUGCCCAACACCCAUGGGUGUGAAAGGCAAGAAAGAGCUUCCUGAUUCAAAAGAGAUUGUGGAAAAAUUUCUUCUAAGAAGAAAGUUCAUUCCUGACCCCCAAGGCACAAAUAUGAUGUUUGCAUUUUUUGCCCAACACUUCACCCAUCAAUUUUUCAAGACAGAUCAUAAGCGAGGACCAGCUUUCACCAAAGGACUGGGCCAUGGGGUGGACUUAAGUCAUGUUUAUGGUGAAACUUUGGAUAGACAGCAUAAACUGCGCCUUUUCAAGGAUGGAAAAAUGAAAUACCAGAUAAUCGAUGGGGAGGUGUAUCCUCCCACAGUCAAAGAUACUCAGGUCGAGAUGAUCUACCCACCUCAUGUUCCUGAACACCUGCGGUUUGCUGUGGGCCAGGAGGUCUUUGGUCUGGUGCCUGGUCUGAUGAUGUACGCCACAAUUUGGCUGCGGGAACACAACAGAGUGUGUGAUGUGCUUAAACAGGAGCAUCCAGAAUGGGAUGAUGAGCGGUUGUUCCAGACGAGCAGGCUAAUACUGAUAGGAGAAACCAUUAAGAUUGUGAUUGAAGACUAUGUACAACACUUGAGUGGCUAUCACUUCAAACUGAAGUUUGACCCAGAGCUGCUUUUCAACCAACAAUUCCAAUACCAAAACCGUAUUGCUGCUGAGUUUAACACACUCUACCACUGGCAUCCCCUUCUGCCUGACACCUUGCAAAUAGAUGACCAGGAGUACAAUUUCCAGCAGUUUGUCUACAACAACUCUAUAUUACUGGAACAUGGGCUUACCCAGUUCGUGGAAUCAUUCAGCAGGCAAAUUGCUGGCAGGGUUGCUGGUGGUAGGAAUGUUCCAGCUGCAGUGCAGCAAGUAGCAAAGGCCUCAAUCGACCAGAGCAGACAGAUGAAGUACCAGUCUCUUAAUGAGUAUCGCAAACGCUUUCGGCUGAAGCCCUAUACAUCGUUUGAAGAACUCACAGGAGAGAAGGAAAUGGCUGCGGGGUUAGAAGCACUUUAUGGUGAUAUUGAUGCCAUGGAGCUGUAUCCUGCCCUUCUGGUAGAAAAGCCUCGCCCUGAUGCCAUCUUUGGUGAGACCAUGGUAGAAAUGGGAGCACCAUUCUCCUUGAAAGGACUUAUGGGUAAUCCUAUAUGUUCUCCUGACUACUGGAAGCCUAGCACUUUUGGUGGAGAAGUAGGUUUUAAAAUCAUCAACACUGCCUCGAUUCAGUCUCUCAUCUGCAAUAACGUGAAGGGCUGUCCUUUUACUGCAUUCAGUGUUCAAGAUCCACAGCUCACCAAAACAGUCACCAUUAAUGCAAGCUCUUCGCACUCUGGACUGGAUGAUAUCAAUCCCACAGUACUGCUAAAAGAACGUUCAACUGAACUGUAGAAGGGUAUUAAUCCUAUUUAUUUAUUUAUAUGGACUAUUUCUUUUAACUUAAUUAUUUAAUAUUUAUGUUAAACUCCCUAUGUUACUUAACAUCUUCUGUUAAGGAGAAAGGGGUCAUACUUGUGAAGAUUUUCAUGUCACUGCUUUAAAGAUGUCAUUCCUUCAGGUUAAAGGGGAAAACAGUUUUCAUUCUUUUUUAUAAACUGAUGGGAAAUGAGUUUGACAUCCUUUUACUUGAAUUUCAGUUUAAAUUAUUUAUAAUAACAAAAGCAAAGCUGUUUGGACAUUUAAAUGCUGGUCCAAGAUGGCAAAAUGCUGCAAGUUUUUUUUUCCAGUGUAUACCCUGGGAUUUCCAGUGUAUCCUCCAUGAUGCAUUAGAAGCAACUACCUGCACCUGUUCCUUUUCUUUUCUUCUGUUAGCCAUUGUACUGGGAGAAACUCUCUUCUGAUCAGUUUACUCCUUCUAUUUUGUUUUCUUGAUUUUAAGAUCUGAGUUCAUCUUUCGGUGGACUCUAUUUUCUUUCUUAUCAUUUCCCUCUGUCUAUAUUUUCAUAUCUGAACUUUUGCAAGUUUUCAGGAAAACCUCAACUCAGGACUACUAGUAACUUAGCUCCUCUUAACAAAAAUGAAAGAGAAAAAAAAAAACAGCCCUUAUAAAAGCCUCUACAAAAGGACAUACACUUAUUUUAAGUGAAAAGCAGAGAACUUUAUUUAUAGUUAAUUUUAACUAAGUGUAAUGGAAGAAGCCUCUUUGUAGGCUUACAUGUAGGCUUUGAACGCAUUACGGAGAACUGCAGGGGGUUCUUGAUAGAGGAAAGUUGUAUUUCUAUUCUAAUGAAUGUCCUUUCUUCUUGAAAAACAAAGCCAAACAAUUCCUGAAUAGUUCCCAGGAAGAACAUGUUUCUUCUUUUCCACAUCUCAUUGUCAGCUGACAUUUGCUGGUACUGUAUACUACUUAAUUUAUUGAGGAUUAUUAUUUAUGUCUUGUUAGGACGUUAUUAUAAACUAGGUUUAGGCUGCAAUCAUUGAUUUUUUUUUUCAUUAUGUGAGAAUCAGUAUAUCUUCUUUGAGAUUAACUCUCUAAAUUACUAUGUAAACUACAAGAAAAAUUAUUAGAUUAAAAUUUCUGAAUAAAUUUUCAGCAACCCAACUCUGGUAUAAUGAAAUAUGGAAGGUUUACCCACACACCAGCCCACAGAGAACACUGUGUCUCAUUAGCCUGGAUACACCACAAGACUGACCUUUUAUACAUUUUUUGAAGGACCUGUGGAUCCUUCAUUAAUUCAUUCAGCUAUAACUUACUGAGGAGAUGUGUGCAAAGCACUGUGAGUUUUAAUAUUUUUAAAUCAAGCACUGAUUACAGAUGACAUCAGUAUUUGUAAAUAAUUGCAAAAGCAUGUCUUUUAGGUAGAGAAAUUGAAAUUUCAUUAAAGGAAAUAACUCAGGGGAUUUUUUAAGAUUUUAUGUUUAAAAAUUUUAUAGUUAAUAAAGAAAUGGUUAAUAUUAGAAGGGCUUGUAUUAAAAACUGUUAACUUCAUUGAUUAAAAAAAAAAAAAACUUUUAUUGACAUCAACCUGCUGACCAAACCUAGGAAUUUGGAAUAUAAUAUACAAAGGUUUUGGUGCCUAAGACAAAUGUGUAUUUAAAUUAACUUAAUGUCAAAUGUAACUGUUGAAACAAAUGCCUGUUUAUUUUUAUACUAUUUAAGAAUGGAAAAAUCUCUUCUACAAUAAAUUUUGACUGUUUCCAUA
This is a messenger RNA of Herpailurus yagouaroundi (jaguarundi), 3754 nucleotides long. RefSeq names its product prostaglandin-endoperoxide synthase 2 (gene PTGS2). The transcript is spliced from 11 exons. The record is from RefSeq and is a predicted model, not a curated record. Gene Ontology annotation, cellular component: neuron projection; cytoplasm. Bases 189 to 2003 code for a protein of 604 amino acids. Gene Ontology annotation, biological process: response to oxidative stress; cyclooxygenase pathway. Lineage: Eukaryota; Metazoa; Chordata; Mammalia; Carnivora; Felidae. Gene Ontology annotation, molecular function: heme binding; prostaglandin-endoperoxide synthase activity; oxidoreductase activity, acting on single donors with incorporation of molecular oxygen, incorporation of two atoms of oxygen.